This is a messenger RNA of Leopardus geoffroyi (Geoffroy's cat), 3296 nucleotides long. RefSeq lists its product as uncharacterized. Gene Ontology annotation, molecular function: nucleic acid binding; zinc ion binding. The transcript has a single exon. Gene Ontology annotation, biological process: virion assembly. Bases 2174 to 3190 code for a protein of 338 amino acids. Lineage: Eukaryota; Metazoa; Chordata; Mammalia; Carnivora; Felidae. The record is from RefSeq and is a predicted model, not a curated record.
GAACAAUCCAAAUGACAGCCCUACCUUAGUUUAAAGCUAGGUUCUCUUUUCUGUUUAUUAUGGAUCUUUGAUAAGAAAUACAAUUGCUGAGAAGUCUGUUUUGCUUGCUGUUUGCUAUGAGCAUUGUGAGACCUUUCCUGAAUGUAACCCGCUGUGUAGUAGAAUGGGUUGUAAACCUUCCUAAAUGUAAUGGAAUGAGUGGUUGUACAUAAACUAACCGGCGUUUCUCGCUUCUGUAAACCUGCUUGCUUAGCACAUUCCUCACCUAUCCCCUUCCCCUUUUUUUUUUCUCUCUCCCACCACAAGUAACAGACAAAGGACGCCCAAUCAGAAAACCACAAAUGUCCUUACUUUAGAAUUUACCUAUCAGGACCCUCACUCACCUAUGCUGUUUGUCCCUGUCUAUAAAAACCCUAUACCAACUCUGAUCGGGGCCUCUGUGUGUCACCGGCAACGAGUGCGCAGAGGUCCAGGUUCGAACCUGCAAUAAACGACCCUUGCCGCUUGGCUUUGACUCACGACUCUGGUGGUCUUUUGUGGGAGGUUUUAGAACAUCGGGCAUUACAUUUGGAGGUCCCACCGAGAUCUCCCCCGAGCUCACCAGACUUCUGAUCAAUGGGUCGUAUCUGAUUCCGAUCGGUAAGUAAGCCGGCUCUAACGUUCUUCCUUUUCUCUCUAAUCUGUGCUUCUUCUCUGGAGAACCGGUUCUGUCUGGAAGCUGGUGUGACCCUGGCGGACGCGCUAUAGGGCACCCAGCCGGGGUCAGUUGGAGACGUCCACUGACAUCUGGGGCUCUUUGGCCCAUCUGGGGACCAGGUUGGUCCAUCUGGGGCUGUUUGGCCCAUCUGGGGACCAGGUUGGUCCAUCUGGGGCUGUUUGGCCCAUCUGGGGACCAGGUUGGUCCAUCUGGGGCUGUUUGGCCCAUCUGGGGACCAGGUCGGUCCAUCUGGGGCUCCUUGGCCCAUCUGGAUUCUUUUCUGGGGGCUGUUUACGCCCAACGCGCCUGCGAACUAAAUACUUUCAUUUUCUUUAUGAACCUCCAGAGUGCUAAAAAUAUCUCUAGGCGUCUAAAAAAAAAAGAAGAAAAACCAUCUAGGCAUGCCAAUUAUUACCGGUAUUUUGAUGUGAUGUAUGUCUGUGUGUCUGUCUGUUGAAUGGAAUGAUUGUUGGGAGUCAGGGGCACGCGCCUGACUUACCCUAUGUGUAGUCCCACAGCAUAAGCUACGGGAUUCGAGUGGGCUCUAACCCGAUUUCCGCGGUGAUCCUCAUACGGCUUAAGGCGGUCAAAAUCUUUUUGAUCCGAGCAGGGGGUUUAUACCUGCCCGCCCAUGCUAAGAGGCACCUAAGUUCCCGCGAGGGACGGACGGGCGAGUACGCGAGUGCUUCUUUGUCAGUCUAAAGAGUGCUUCUUUGUCAGUCUAAAUGUAUUGUCACCCCGGGGCCCUUGUAAAUACCGCCGUAACCCUCUCUGUCGGGCUAGCCAAGAAAGUUGGAACCGCUGCGAAAGAUUUUUGUUAGUUCUUGUUUUUCUUUCAUAGGUCGGAUGUUUUAUUGGAAUUAAGUGUUUUCUCGGCUGAUCAGAAUUAAUUAUUCCAUCCUUUGUUUCUCUCUCCUCCUUUCUCAGCUCCCUGCGGCUUUCCUUCCUGCCCCCUGGCCAGCGGCGCCCCCCCCCCUUUCUCCUCUCCUCUUCCUCAGAAUUAUAAUAUGGGCCAAACGCAGAGCACCCCUCUCUCCCUCCUCCUCGCCAAUUUCAGGGACGUAAAAGCUAGAGGACACAGCUUAAGCCUAGACAUUCACAAAAGGAAGUUAAUUACCUAUUGCCGCUCUGAAUGGCCCACCUUUGGGGUUAAUUGGCCUACAGAGGGAACCUUCUGCCUCCCUGUGGUCCUUAAAAUAAAAUCAAAAAUUUUCCUACCAGGGAAAGAAGGUCACUCGGAUCAGAUUCCCUAUAUUCUGGUGUGGCAAGAUUUAGUAAAAAAACUCUCCCAAGCCGCCAACUCCAGCUGCACCCUUUGAUCUCCCCGACAACCAAGAUUUACCUUUCCUUGACCCUCCCCCUUAUCAGGUUCUUCCUCGCACUCCGCAAGCUGCCCUUAUCCCUGCUGCGCCGGCAGAGCCUCCCAUAGCCCAGCCCAUAGGAGAACUGGAGAAUAGGGAGGCUCAACCCGCGCCCAUGCCUAGUGGGGGCAAAGUCCAAGGGCCGGCUGGACAUACCCGUAGGCGGGCCCCACGUGAGCCAGGACUCCGCCUUCCUGACUCCACCGUAGCUUUACCCUUACGGGAAAUAGGGCCUCCCGAUGAUACGGGGAAUCCCCGACUUCAAUACUGGCCCUUCUCUACUAGUGACCUAUAUAACUGGAAAACCCAGAAUGCCCGAUUUUCUGACAACCCUAAAGAUUUAAUAAGUCUCUUAGACAGCGUUAUGUUUACUCACCAACCCACCUGGGAUGAUUGUCAGCAGCUCCUCCGAAUCCUGUUCACCACCGAGGAGCGAGAACGAAUUCAAUUGGAGGCAAGAAAGCUGGUUCCUGGAGAUGACGGCCAACCCACUGCUAACCUUGAUCUCAUUAACGCAGCUUUUCCCUUGACCCGACCCCCACAGGAUGGCUGGGACUACAACACGGCAGAAGGUAGGGGACGGCUGCGCAUUUAUCGCCAGACUCUAAUGGCGGGUCUCCGGGCUGCUGCACGCAAGCCCACUAAUUUGGCAAAAGUGUAUUCAAUAAUACAAGGUAAGACAGAGAGCCCUGCCGCUUAUUUAGAAAGAUUAAUGGAAACCUUCAGACAGUAUACCCCCAUGAACCCCGAGGCCCCCGAAAAUCAAGCUGCUGUUGUAAUGGCCUUUGUAAAUCAAGCAGCCACUGAUAUUAAAAAGAAACUCCAGAAGCUAGAGGACCUGGAGGGAAAACAGAUUCAGGACUUACUCCGCAUUGCCCAGCGUGUCUAUAAUAAUAGAGAGACUCCAGAGGACAGGCAACUUAAAGCCACCGAGAAAAUGACCAAAGUCCUGGCUACUGUUGUCCAAAAGCCCCUGGAUAAACACCAGCCCCUAGAUAAGGACCAAUGCGCCUAUUGCAAAGAAAAAGGCCACUGGGCUCGAGAAUGCCCUAAAAAGAAAAAGCCACAUCAUGGUCAAAAACCGUGGCCGCCAAAAACCACACCCGCCCUCUUCACUCAAGAUGCAGAAUAGGGGGGACGGGGUUCGGAUCCCCUCCCCGAACCUAUAACGCUACAAGUGGAGGGGAACCCAGUUCAAUUCUUAGUCGACACAGGGGCACAACAUUCGGUCUUGAUCA